GCCCUGGCAUCAGCUGUUCAGUAUUUGACAAUGGUGUGAGUUAAGAUUUGCGAACUGUCAGAGAUCUUGUUUGAAGUUAUAAAAUAAUUUAUAGCUUUCCAAUUUGCGAAAUGAGCGUAAACCCUUCGGAGGAUGAAAAUGUGGAGUUAGUGAAGACGAAAGUAACACAUGACCCUGGUUGGAAUGAUCCUCCAGUAUUUUCUUAUGAUGCUGUCACUGCAACAGCACAGUCCAAGAUUCCAAAAAGGGGACUACUUCUUAACAAGAGGGUGGCAUUUCCCUUGAGUUCCCAGCCAUCAUCAAACAAGUGUACAGCAACGAAGAAUAUGCCUCCUCCAAUGCCUACCAGCACAGGGCCUGUGGUUCACCUGGAUCAGCCACCAGUAACAGCAAGCAACACAACUGAGGAAAAUGCUAAAGAAGAUUCACAAAAAGAAGAAGCUCUUCAAAGCGUAAUGGAAGGUCUUGAGUGCAUUCUUAAAAAUUCAGCAUAUAACUUCCAGAAAAAUGAAAGUGAAAUUAGAAGACGACUGGAUGCAAUGAAGAAGAUGUGGGAAGAAGAUAAACUGAAACCUGAGAUUUACGUCAAAAUGGUCCAACUUACUGAAGCCCUUAGAAAUGGUAAUGCUGAGCUUGCAGAUCACAUCCACAUGGGACUUAUGGUGGAUUAUGUAUCAUUAUGCAGCCCUUGGAUGGCUGGUAUCAGGCAAUUGAUUCAUCACAUUAAAUCUCAAGCAUUAAAUCAGGAUGACAUAACAGAAGAACUGCCCAGAAGCCAGGAAGCGCCAAGCAUCUCAUAACAGUUUGUGUUAAGAAAAUAUGCCAUGUGUAUAUUAUUAUUUUUACAAUUAAUAAUGUUUCUAUAAAAAACAUCUAUUGUACAUUUAUUAAAAUAUGUAUUGUGUCUGUGAAUUUGAGAAUUGUUAUACAUUAUUUAAAUAAAUAUUUAUUAGAUAAUAUGGUAGACAAUCUAUAACAUAUGGAUAGUAUAUUAGACAUGUGCUGAGAAAUGAAAGCAUAUUAUAGGUUACGUUCCUUGCAGCAGAAUGUGUAUUUUAGAAUUGGGAUAAAUGGUUACACCUGAUUUAAGAUUGGUUAUCCUAGAUUAUGUCGACAUGUAAAAUAUUACACUUAAUAAUUUGGAUGGAUAAGCAUCGACUGUUUUAACAAGUUCUAGGAAGAACUUAUUAUGGCAUGCUUUCUUUCCAAAAUAUCAGUCUAUGUGGUGGGGCUAGCACAAAGAAUAAAUUAAUAAACUUAUAUAUUGGUUAUUUUUCAUGCAUGAUUUCCAGCAGUACAGGGUCAACUAUGUUGAUAAUUUGUCUCACGUCCCACUUUUUUAAGAUAUAAUAUUAUCUUCCUGUCUCCAAAGUAGUCUCUUCCCUUCAAAAUUUUGGACUAAAAUUUUUUAAACAUUUCUCAUCUCUCCCAUGUGUUCUACUUUCCUCACUGAUGUGAACACAUUAGUACGUGUAAUACUUGUUGAAGAGUACAAAUUAUGGAGCUCCUCAUGAUGCAGUUUUCUUUCCAUAAUGCUGUUAGUUGCUCUCUCUUAGGUGCAAGUAAUUCCUCAGAACUGUAUUCCCAAAUACCU
Molecule: messenger RNA, 1594 nt
Organism: Cryptotermes secundus
Lineage: Eukaryota; Metazoa; Arthropoda; Insecta; Blattodea; Kalotermitidae
Product: steroid receptor RNA activator 1
Exons: 4
Coding region: 111-800 (229 amino acids)
Biological process (GO): regulation of transcription by RNA polymerase II
Cellular component (GO): nucleus
Source: RefSeq, a predicted model, not a curated record